Molecule: messenger RNA, 2960 nt
Organism: Malaya genurostris
Lineage: Eukaryota; Metazoa; Arthropoda; Insecta; Diptera; Culicidae
Product: zinc metalloproteinase-disintegrin-like EoMP06
Exons: 4
Coding region: 295-2775 (826 amino acids)
Biological process (GO): membrane protein ectodomain proteolysis
Molecular function (GO): metalloendopeptidase activity
Source: RefSeq, a predicted model, not a curated record
CUCGUGUCGACCGGAUGCUAACCGGAGCGGUUGGCAAGAAACGAAUAAUUUUCCGUUUAUCAUUAAUUAUUGUGAGCUUGACUCGCGACAGCGAGGGUGUUUUCCCGUCGUGAGUAAGAUUUAGAAUCUAGGUUAAACCGAGCUGACCAUGGACGUUGAAUCUAAUUAGUUUUUUCGUGCAAUUGAGCUUGUAAACGUCGUUCGGGGUUGCGGUGGAAGUGAAAAUUCUUGACCAUGAGAACUGUCGUUUGACGAAUCACUCAACCCAACAAAGAAGAUUUAUUGUUGGUAAAGAUGAAACGUGCGUUUUCGAUAGUGGGUGCCUUACGAUUACUAGUCCUCGUCAGCUGUGGAACAACAGUGUACGGAUUGACUCAUCAUGCGAACAAAGCUUCCGAAGACGACAUCGCAUGGCACCGGGCAACUGCCGACAGUAGCGCUGGCAGUGACCGAAAUUACAUUGUGCCGAAUGUGGAACACAUGCCAGCAGGUUCUGGUAUCACACUAACCUACAAUCUGUCCUCGGAGCACCGAGUGUGCGUCGAGCUACGUCCGAGCCUGGCCGGGAGAACCUUUCUCGAACGGCAAGGUCAGCAACCGAACGAGUCAAUAGUGGAGUAUUUCGACGAGGACUGCUACUAUCAGGGAUGGAUCCGGGACCGACCGGGCAGUUUGGUUGCAGUGUCGACCUGCGAGGGAAAGAUUCGCGGAACCGUUUACGACCUAGACCAAACGUACUACCUGGAUUUUGACGAAUCAACCGGGAAUCAUUUCAUACAAAGAUUGAACCAUCGACGUAGAGUUAAACGAAAUCAUCUGAAGAGGGUAGUCGGUCCGUACAACGCAAAUCACCAUUCGAAGUUCGUAGAACUGGUUCUAGUGGUCGAUAACUCUCUUUACCGGAAAUUCGACUCUGAUGUAUGGGUUGUACAUCGCUACUGUACGGAUGUCGUGAACCACAUCAAUAUGCUUUUCAAUCCGCUGAACAUCUUCAUCGCUUUGACCGGUAUAGUGGUGUGGGAUCGCUUCGAUCAUGUACAGGUCACUCGGCGAGCUGACGAUACCUUGAACAAUUUUCUUCAGUACCGUCGAAAGGAACUACUUCGGCAGCAUCCGAACGAUCAUGCGCAGCUGUUGACGGUCGUAGAAUUUCAGGACCAUGUCAUUGGGAAAGCCAAACUGGGAGGUAUGUGCACCAGCAACAGUUCCGGCGCGGUGAUUGUAGUCCACACGGAUAAUAUCGGAAUACAGGCUGGCACGUUAGCACACGAGAUGGGUCAUAGCUUCAACAUGGAACAUGAUGUGGACGAAGAGUGCUACUGUCCGGAACGGAAGUGUAUUAUGACAGCGACGGUUACCGGGCGAUCCCUGAAGCAUUGGAGUUCUUGCAGUGUAGAGCAGUUGACGCUGGCGUUCAACCGUGGUUUGAAUCAUUGCCUGAAGGAUCGACCGGACGGUGUUUAUUCGGCAAGCUGUGGCAACGGCUUUGUAGAUGAUGGAGAGGAGUGUGACUGUGGUCUGGAGGAGGUUUGUGAUAAUCUGUGCUGUGAUCCGAAGUUUUGUCGAUUGAAGGAAGGUGCCAUGUGUGCUACCGGAGAAUGCUGCGAUCUAGAAAGCUGUCAGUUGAAAGAAGCCGGAGUGGAUUGCAGGGAAGCUCGUGGAGAGUGCGAUCUGCCGGAAUUUUGUACUGGAAACUCGGAGCAUUGUCCAGCGGAUGUUUUCAAACGGGACACCGAAGUUUGUGCUGAUGGAACAGCAUUUUGUUGUGAUGGUGAUUGCAGAACAAGAAAUGAUCAGUGCCGACUGCUUUGGGGUCCUUCAGGAAAGGAAUCCGAUGAAUUGUGUUAUGCGAGAAAUGUGAAUGGGACGAAGUAUGCGAACUGUGGAUACGAUAGAGAUACGCAUAGCUUCCAACGAUGUGCCGAGCAAGAUGUUUUAUGUGGGUUGCUGUUCUGUGAACAGUUGAAUGAGGACAAUCUGGAGUUUGGACUAAAAGUUUUUACCGAAGAACGUAUCGCCAGUACCCUGAAGGGCCGAGAAGUGGUUCACUGUCAUUCUGCAUUCAUAGAUCUCGGGGAUGGUAAACAACCUACCCUAGUUCCAGACGGAGCUCCUUGUGGUGUCAAUAGAAUGUGUUAUCAACAGCAGUGCUGGGACAUUAACAGUCUCAACAAUCGUGGAAUAGGAACACACUGCCCGAAGGGUUGCAACGGACGCGGAGUUUGUAAUAGCGAAGGAAACUGCCACUGCCAAGUUGGUUAUGCUCCACCAUUUUGUGAGUACGCUGGCGUCGGAGGCUCUUUAGAUAGUGGUCCCGCAUCCAAGAGAUCUUACCUAGCUCUAUUAAUCACCCUCGUAGUCGUAGGAGUAGUGGUAACUACUCUAUUCAUUGCCUACAUCGCAGUACGCUUUUGCCGAACGGAUCGAUGUAAAAAUCCGCUAUCCAUAUCCAAGUUCCAAUCACCUUCCCAUCGCCGACACAAACUGGUCCAUACAAUGUCGUCCAAUUCAGCGGUAGUUCGCGAGAUAUCCGCACCGAAGCUGUGCUCUUCCACGCGGGACGUGGACGGUCCUCAGUUUACACCGAUCGCAAGACUGAAGAACCCUUCGGCAUUCGUUGAGCAUGCCCACCUGGACAGUAUGGUUUCGGUGCGUUCGACUGCUCAGCUUUCCGUUGGAUACGUCACGCACGUAGCACAACAUCCGUCGAGUCCACGGCGCCUGCCAAGGCAACCAUCGCUCAGGAACCCGUACGCUUCUGGUAGAUUUUCAUAAGAAUAAACGAAUAAUUAGUACUAGAAUAUUACUAGUUUAAUCAUACAACUAGCCUGUAGUUUUAGAUAAAAUACCAUAAGAUUUUAGCUCUUUUGAUACAAACGUUUUUUUUUCUUGUGUAUUAGAUAUGUGGUCAUGUACGAAUUUCGAAAAAAAUGUUCGCCUAAAUAAAAUUCUAGUCACGU